AUGCUUUCCCUGAUUCUGACUCUCCUCGCCGUUGCCUGCCCGGCACAUGCGAACUUGCCCGACGAUACCGCCGAAAACCUCGCCACAGAUCUGGCCCCAUUCCUCUCGCUUUUCGGUGAGAAGAUGCUUCUCCACUGGAUCAGCCAGUCUGUUACGUAUUUCGAAGUGUUGGUGAUCGCCAUAUGCCCUAUUGGCGUCCCGGCACUCAUCAUUAGUGCCCUUCGUCUAGCGGGCAGCCAGAGAUUGAGGAAUAUGAUUGGAAGGCCGAGGGAGAGCCGUCCUUUUGUUGAGUCAGAACUGACCCCGUCGACUUCUGAUGAGGUGUCAGAGUGUUGGGACGGACACAGGGUCGUGCGCACGAUCGGAGAUGCGAAGACCCAGGAGUACUUCAUUUUGAAGCGCGCCGGCGCAUCUUCUACGGAUCGUAUUGUCGUGAAGAAGCUUUCCGAAUGCGUGGGAACGUACAUUGAGGUCGGAGACGUGCCUGCCUUCCCUGGGAAGAUGUACCAAAUCCUCAAGUCCACUUUCAACUCUUUGACUCGUCGUCUGACAUCCAUAAACCCGUCCUCCCUUCUCUCCGCCAUCGGUCGCUACACCCGUCGCUCUAGCUCGCCAUCGGACGUUGAGCACAGCACCGUGCCCCUUGAAGAUCUACCCUCUAGGGCUUCUGGCAGUCCUCAGAUGCCUCACGGUGGUGCUGGUGAUGACGCUGGGGUGAUCUUGAUCAAAAACGACAAGACUAAAUCGCCCAAUCUGAGCCUGAAUAUUCAGGAGCAUUUGCAUCCCAAAUUUGGAGACGUAUAUCUAUUGCGGCCAAGCGCAAGGCCUCUCACAUCGGGCUUUGAGAUGGAUUGGCUCUCGAUGACCAUGGCUAAAGGCAUUCAAGAUACACCAUGGUCGCAAACGCUCGAGGCAAGGCCACAUGCAGAGCCAGAUAGCUCUGAUCGUCCGUGGGCUGCUAACGGUGGCUGGGACUGGAAGUCACCUAGCUGGGAGGAUCUCACAAAAUGUGUGCCACUUAUCUCCAACGCUCCGCUGGAUUCCACCGCUCGGCCUUCCAAGGCUCAAGAAGUCUUGAACCUUAGGAAAGGUAUCGCCAAAGCUGGAGCCGCACUUCCUCCAUUGACGACACUGGCUGUUUCCGUUGCUCGAGCCAUAGAGGGAACGCUAGACAUCAUCACUGCCUCGGGUGAAGGUUACUUAGAACCUGGCUGCCGUAGUCUUUUGUGGAAGAUUGGGGGUCACCCAGACGACGUUGUCGAGUUUCGUUUGAAUCUCGACGAUGAUGGGAAGAAAUGGAAUGUACAAGCCGGCGAUCUAGAAGCCAUGCUGUCCCUCUGGCUAUACAAGACGAGAUGCGGGGACAAAGAGCGAGAAACACAGCCGACAGCCGCAGCGGUACCUGUGGGCGAAAGCAUCUCAACUAGGCCACCUGCUGGACAUGCAAUCGUUGGCCAGGAAGAUGAGUGGCUUCGCAAGCAUUCUAGAAAACUCACGUCCCUUUCUCUAAUGCCAUCAGAAGGAAACCCUCUCCCAGCUCUAUUCCAAGGGAUCAACCUGUGGUUCAAUGAGCCUUUUCGAGAUACCCGUCAAUUCGGGCUAGUCGCUCUUGAACACGACAUUCCCUCAUCUGAGCCUUCACCCAGAAGAUCAUCUACCUUACCCACACACUCCUCGUACAAAAGACCAUCAAAAUCAUCCUCAUUGGUUUUGUUAGACGAACACUUCAGCACGUUGGAUGAAGUGAAGACUCUUGUGCAAGAGCCAGAAGGGUCUCUUCAAACCAGCCUAGCACAGCAUUUGUUCUGCUUGUUCGUGUGGUCAUUGGCUAAAACUUUGAAGAAACCCAUAGGUGGUAGCACUGGCGUGGUCGUUACAGCCGCUCAAACGUCUCCCAAGGGUUCACGGCGGACUCAAUUUGCCCUUGAGAACUCAUGUCUUCGAGACAUUUCUGCCAAAAUCUCUCAUGAGGGACUUGGAGACCAGGACAUAGUGCUCCCUGCCCUUUUGCUGCCGCUAUUGGGAGCAGAUAAGCUACCAAGCGCUCAGACAAUUCUCGAGGCGGCUAGAGAGUACCACGAUGCUUACGAGCGAAAGGAAUCUCAGGAUAUCAAUAACCAUGUUUAUAUGUGGUUAUUUGGAAACUCUCUUAAGCUCCCAACCCGAAAAGAUAUUUUCCUCAAAGUAGCUUCGGUCUUGAUAGACAGCCUGGAGCAUAUGGAUUUGGAUCACGAACCAGGUUGGGAAUCCCGUUCCGCCAUUAAGUGUACCUUGACCUCUGUCAUAAAGAUAACACGAUGCUACAUUGGAGAUUCUGAUUGGGGGUUCUUAAAGAGGGUGGUGAGUGUUUCAGAAUCCCAUGAUUCUCGUUUCUCUAGCGCGUUCAAUUGGGGACUGGGACCGGUAUCCGUGCAUUCAGGAAACACCCAAAAGCCUGUGUCACCACACAACCACCUGACUCCCCUUCAUCUUUUCUGCCUCAAGGGAGAAGAUCUGAGCGAAGAGAAGAUUACAGAAGUAAUCCGGGAUAAUGUGGAUGACAUCAACAGUGUGGAUGUCUUCGGGCGGGCGGCGAUCCAUUACGCCGUCCAAAGGGAUAACAGUAACAUGUUCAACCUGGUGAACAAGCUGGUUAAUUCCGGGGCUAAAGUGAACAUACAUGAUCUUCUUGGGCGAACUCCAUUGCAUCUAGCAUUCCAUUACCCUGGAGCCACCUCUGUGGUAAAAAAGCUCAUGGGUCAAUAUAAAGAUUUCAAUGUGUUUGAUUCGAAAGGACUCACACCAUUGCAUCAUGCAGCCUCAUGGGGGGAUAUCCAUGAGCUGGAAAAUUUGAGACGCUACUACCAGUCAACUUCCUUGAUCACUUUCCCUUAUGCUGCUGAGCUUGUGCAUUUUUAUGCACGCUAUCGCAAAGCUCGUGACUUGACUCACAUGGUGAGGGUGGGUCUUAUGGAUCUCCACGACAAUCGUGGUAGAAGUGGCUUCCACCUGGCUGUUAUCAAUCCCAAGAUUAAACUAGAGGACAUCCCAAAAAUUUUCACAGACCUCACCAAUUUCGAGCAUCGAGAUUCGUUCCUAGAAUCCCCGCUGGAUCUCGCCAUGCGAAUAUCCCAAUACGGAUGUGGUCACGAAUGCUCAUCAGCCUGUAAGGCUCGUAUGGGUAGGUUUUACGAGGGUUUGAAGCAUCAACAAAUCCAUUUACGCUGGCAACAAAAUACUCCGAAAUAG
Messenger RNA from Clonostachys rhizophaga, 3228 nucleotides. The record is from the annotation of a GenBank genome assembly. NCBI's taxonomy places the organism in Eukaryota, Fungi, Ascomycota, Sordariomycetes, Hypocreales, Bionectriaceae.